GCAGUGCUAUCAGGAGCAAGCAGACUGCUGCCUAGCCUCUUGUCUCUCUCUCUCACACACACACACACACACAUACACACACACUCAUACACAUGCACAUAGCCUACACACAUACACACACACACACACACUCACACACACAUACAAACAGACAUAUGCACUGUAUGUUGAGGAUGAGUCUGGACGUGCCUCACAUUGUUGUCAGAUGCUGCUUGGCUUUGGAAUAGGAGUACCUUGAAACCAGGGGGAGAGGGCAUGUCUGUGAAGUUGCGGUUUGAGUUCCCUGCAGAGACCGGCAUGGUACAGAGGAGUCGCUCCUUCACCGGCUACGGCUCGGUGAGAGGCAGACGCAGGGCCCCCUCCGUGCGCAGUUCGCUCAGGACCAAAGCGCUGUCAGGGAAAUCUCCCAGGAUGACCAGCCGAAUCAACAGCAACAUCUGGGGUCAGCAGCCAGAGCAGGUGGACAAGAUCUUCCAGGCCCUACGGAAAGGUCUCAAGGAGUACCUAGAGUGCCAUCAGACGGAGCUGGACUUCCUGUCCUCCCAGCAGAGGGAUACUAAGAGGAACUCCAGACUGGCUUUCCUGUAUGAUUUAGAGAAGGAGAUCCGUGCUUUGGAGCGAUAUAUCAGAAGACUGGAGUUCCACAUCAGCAAGGUUGAGGAGCUGUACGAGUCGUACUGCAUCCAGUGGCGCUUGUGCAAGGGUGCCAUGAACAUGAAGAGGGCUUUCUCUCUCUCACCGUCCAGCCGUGCGUCCAGAGAGAGCCUGAUGGAGCUGAACCGGAGCCACCGAGUCAGUUUGGAGGACAUGUGUGUAGUCGAGGGGGAGCUGGAGAUUCUCCUGGGAGAGCUGCAAAUCAAAAUGAAAGGACUGAUAGGCUUUGCGAGACUCUGUCCAGGGGAUCAGUAUGAGGUGGUGAUCCGGCUGGGCAGGCAGCGCUGGCGGAUACGGGGGCGCAUCCAGGCCGACGACAGACAGCACUGGGAUGAGGAGGAGAUGAUUUUCCUCCCACACAUCCACGAGAACUUCGAGAUAAAGGUGACAGAAGCGAAGGGCUUGGGCUCCAGCUUGGUUGGCAUGGUUACGUGUAAAAGCGCAGACUUCUUCAUGGCCCGGCCUCAGCUGAUGGUUGUGGACAUUACAGAGCUGGGCACCAUCAAACUGCAGCUGGAGGUCAUAUGGAAUCCGUUUGACAGUGGAGAGAUGCGUCCCUUGGUGUCCUCUGCUAGCCGCCUGUCCCUGCCCAGCAGGAAGGGCUCGGUGUACAGCUGGACUCCGCCGAACACGCCCAGCUUCACGGAGAAGUACUUCAUUUCCAUGGUGCGGCAGAUGCAGGAUCAGGAAGGAGGCUCUUUCUCCUUGGGCUCCAGGGAGUCCAGAGGUGUGUCUCUGCUCAGCUACCUGUCCGACGCUUCGCCGGCCUUCGAGAGGGCCAGCCAGACGCACAUGAGCAAGCAGAGCUCGCUCCACCUCAACACGGACGACGACAUCUCCAAGAGCCUCCCCGAGGAAGGGGACGACGACGACGACGACGACAGCGUCUGGCGAAACGACGACCCGGACACGGGCCCGUCGAGCCCGGACGACACCGACCGGCGCGACUCCAUCCUCCUGUUCCAGCGCUCCAGCACGCCCGACAUCCUGCGGCAGAACGGAGGCGGCGGCGGCGGAGAGGUGCAGGUGACCCGGGCGCUGGGGCCGGCCGACGCGGAGAGCAGCCUGGACACCAGCCGGGACACGGACGCGGAGGUGGGCUCCCAGGUGGAGCCGCAGGUGUGCGGGGGUCUGGAGGAGCCCGAGGAGGAGCCGGAGGAGGAGCAGGCCCCGGCGCAGCCCGAGGUCAGCCCUGCCCAGAGGAAAGCCGUGGCCCAGCGGGUCAGCACCCUCCUGAGCGCCUUGUCCGCAGCCUUGGAGGAGGAGGGAUGCACAGAGACACAGCUGAGAGACCUGGGGAAGCAGAGCCGACACUUUCACAACGUCUUAAAAAGGGAUCUCAGAAUGUUUAAGACGUCCUCCACUGAAACGCUGGCGGUAGAGGAAGUCUUGGGGAGCUUCGACUUCCUGUCCACAGACUUUAACGCAGACGACAUCUCUUGCAUGGGCAGUGUGCGGCUCAAGGACACAGGGAUCAGCUCGUUUAAGGAGACCACACUGCGGAGCCUGGGGCUCUUGUCAGAGGAAGACUCCCCGCGGACCGAGCCGGAGAGCGGAGACGCCAUCCCGCUGAGCACCGGCAGCUUCGGUCUCGACCAGAGUCUAGAGACCCACCUGAGCAUCUGUGCUGUACUACUGAGGGCACUGAGGGGUUCUGAUUCUGACCUUGUGCGCAAGGACAUUCUGGAAGAGCUAUCAAGGCAACUGGAGGUGCUUGAAAAAAUUGGCAAGCUGUCCCUUGGGAAGAUAGAUGACUUCUCAGUACAAGACAUCCUCCCCGCUGGCGCCCAGAAGCAGAGGAGCCUGCAGGCCCUGUGGGAGGACUGCUCCGGCCCGGAGUCCCCCUUCUGCUGCUCCGCCGACACCUUCGCCAGGAGCCUCCGCAAGAGGUUCAUCCACAAGGUCAAAGCCAAGCAGCCGGGACAGUCAGACGCAGUGUUUCUGCAGCUGCUCCAGCAGAUUCAGGCCAGCUGCAGAAUGGUUCCCACCGUCCUGAUCAACACCGACCGCAUCACGGUCUUCCAGUUCUUCACUUACCUCAACAGAUGGGCUCUCACAGACUUUGGAGAGCACAUCUCGCGCCUCUCCAAAGAAGUGUACUUGCUGUCAGCCCUGGAGAGUCCUAAGAGGAGGAGAGCCCUUAAGAAGAUCCGGGGCAGACGCAUCGCCGAGCUGCAGCCUCUCGGCCGGACCUUGCGACUGGUAGCAGGGCUGCAGACAGACUCCAAUCAUAAGGUCGCCCAGGCCGCGGCCUCCUGCCUCUGCAGAAUGUAUGGCUUCAAGGCCUUAAGGGCAAAAGCUGUGGUUUAUUACACGGAGGUCCUGAAGGACAGUGACAUCCGAGUACAGAGGGCAGCCUGUCUGGCUCUGAAGUGCCUGAAGGCAACUGAGAGUGCAGAACAGGUGGCUGAACUGUGUCGCUUGACUGAUGAGGACCUUCGGAAUGCGGCCAAAGAGACCGUCCUAUCAUUCGGUAAGAAAGGAUACACUGCAUUUCAGCGGAUGGAGAAGAUUUGCUCCGAGUUACAGGAGGAUGCUUACCAGAAUUUGGAGACCGAAAUCACAAUAUUGUAAAGAGAGUAUAGAAUGUGGAUUAAAAUGAACCCUGGCUUGACAGCGUGUACAUACAAGCGUUCAAUACAUACAUGUUGUAUGGAGCAAUUCUGUUUUCACUACAGUUCACAGAAGAAAAAACAAAUAGACGUCAUUAUGGCGAUAGACUGUGAGUUGAAGCCAGAGAGCUGAAGCCAGUAAAUCUGCACAGACCAGUUGCAUAGCUGGGUCACAGAUCUGCUCACACCGUGUAAUUGCUUAGACAUUGGACAAAAUGGUGCUUGACUAAAUACAUUAGGUAUUUAUGACAUGGGUCAUCCGUCAUGGUUGUGAACAGAGAACUAUACAUGAUAAGUUAUAAUUGAGGUAUAUGGUAUGUGUCAUCCUUGAUGGUUUUGAAUGAAGUUAUAAUUAUAAGUACACACAUGUAUUAUGGACAAGUUUUUUGUACAUUAUAAAACUGAAAAAAGAAAAUAUUUAUAAAUAAAGCCUUUAUAUUUUACCCUUAUUAUUACACAUGUACACAAGAAACAACUGAAUAAAUGUAUAUAGUUUGGCGAAA
Molecule: messenger RNA, 3769 nt
Organism: Sardina pilchardus (European sardine)
Lineage: Eukaryota; Metazoa; Chordata; Actinopteri; Clupeiformes; Clupeidae
Gene: ripor3
Product: RIPOR family member 3
Exons: 22
Coding region: 256-3228 (990 amino acids)
Source: RefSeq, a predicted model, not a curated record